UUGUAAUGGCCGUAUUAUGUCAGUCUGCCCUGAAUCUGAAGCUCAUCACCUCAUCCUCUUCCUCAAGCAAUCGCAAUGCCAAUCCCAAUCCCAAUCCCUCCUCCAGAUUAAAUCUCUCCCGCACUGAGCCCCCACCCGUUUUCACCUCUGUCAAGACCUUUGCUCCCGCCACCGUCGCCAAUCUCGGCCCUGGUUUCGACUUCCUUGGCUGCGCUGUCGACGGCAUCGGCGACUUCGUCACUCUCCGCCUUGACCCCGACGUCCACCCUGGCGAGGUUUCUAUUUCUGACAUCUCCGGCGCCGGAAAGAAGCUCAGAAGAAACCCCCUCUGGAAUUGCUCUGGCAUCGCCGCCAUCUCCGUCAUGAAGAUGCUCAACAUUCGAUCGGUGGGCCUUUCUCUCUCCAUUCACAAGGGCUUGCCCUUGGGCAGUGGUCUCGGGUCCAGCGCCGCUAGUGCAGCUGCUGCUGCCGUUGCUGUCAACGAGCUUUUUGGCCGCCCACUGACCCUGACUGACCUCGUGCUUGCUGGGUUAGAAUCGGAAUCCAAGGUCUCCGGUUACCAUGCCGACAAUGUGGCACCUGCUAUUAUGGGGGGUUUCGUAUUGAUCCGGAGUUACCAUCCUCUUGAAUUAAUUCAGUUGAACUUCCCUCCUGAAAAAGACCUCUUCUUUGUGCUGGUGUAUCCGGAAUUCGAGGCCCCAACAAAGAAAAUGAGGGAGGCACUGCCGCAAAAACUAACCAUGUCCCAUCAUAUUUGGAACUGUAGUCAGGCAGGUGCAUUGGUCGCGUCCGUGCUGCUGGGAGACGUGUCUGGUUUUGGUAAGGCAAUGUCCUCCGAUAAAAUAGUGGAGCCACGGAGAGCACCACUAAUUCCAGGAAUGGAGGGAGUGAAGAGGGCAGCAAUGGAAGCAGGGGCUUUUGGCUCCACCAUUAGCGGAGCUGGGCCAACAGCAGUUGCAGUGACCGACAACGAGGAGACAGGGAGAGACAUUGGGCAAAGAAUGGUAGAGGCUUUUCUGAAACAAGGCAAGCUGAAGUCCUUGGCAAUGGUGAAGAAGCUCGACCGUGUUGGUGCCAGGCUUGUCAGUGGCCAUCCCAUAUGAUUUCUGCACUAAUUGUUAUGCUGCUUGUUGGUGAACACUAAUCACAAAAGUGGCUCGCUGCUUGAACUGCCAAAUAAUGGAACAAUGCCUCCUAGUGUGAGAAAUGACUGCUCGGCAAAUUGGCACCAAAUUGUCAUAUUAGCAGGAAAAAGGGGCAUUGUGUGAUGCCUCAUGUUUGGUUGUCAUGCAAGAAGAGUGAAUGCUAUCAACUCAUCUAAAAGUAGAAUCUGCAUUAUCUUAGUAACAUUUAUACUAGCAUUCAGUUUGCCUUAAAGUCAUCAUUCCUAUCCCUGGCUGCGAGUCUUGCCACUCCGAACAUCUGCUAAGUUUGAAGAAUUUUUUUGAAGUUCCAUUUGCAUCAAUUCUGAAUUUUCUGUAUAGAGCUCAUAAUU
Molecule: messenger RNA, 1495 nt
Organism: Solanum dulcamara
Lineage: Eukaryota; Viridiplantae; Streptophyta; Magnoliopsida; Solanales; Solanaceae
Product: homoserine kinase-like
Exons: 2
Coding region: 6-1103 (365 amino acids)
Biological process (GO): L-threonine metabolic process
Molecular function (GO): ATP binding; homoserine kinase activity
Source: RefSeq, a predicted model, not a curated record